AUGCGAGACUCUAUCGCGAUUAUCCCGACAGCAGAAGACUCAUCACAGCCCCCCGAUCUCAGCUAUCGUAGGAUGGAUUGCCGGUUGGUGGCUGUCCACUCACCGACACAAUCGGAGGGUCAUCAUGGACUGCGAGAACCGCAGGCGGGCCUCGCAGAUCUCUACGCGAUGACAGACUGCACUCACAACAGCGCACAGCAACCGCCCUUGGACGUGGUGGUGCAGAGCUUCGCAGCUGCGGACCCCCAUAGGAAAUUCCCUGAACAGCCUGCUACGGGCAAGAGCACUAUCCUGCGAGCCCCUAUUCUCCGUGCCAGCUGGCUUAUAUACUUGCGCACAGAUGGGCGUUCUGUGAUCCGCGCAUUCGCUGUCGUCAGAGAAGGAGGAAGAAACACCGCUCCGAGUCGGCUGUGCUUUGGUGCUGGGUUCCGGCUGGCAGACGCUGCCAAUAGGCAGUUUUAUGUAACUGCAGUGAUCUGA
Messenger RNA from Heterobasidion irregulare TC 32-1, 480 nucleotides. RefSeq lists its product as uncharacterized. The transcript has a single exon. NCBI's taxonomy places the organism in Eukaryota, Fungi, Basidiomycota, Agaricomycetes, Russulales, Bondarzewiaceae. Bases 1 to 480 code for a protein of 159 amino acids. The record is from RefSeq and is a predicted model, not a curated record.